Molecule: messenger RNA, 879 nt
Organism: Seminavis robusta
Lineage: Eukaryota; Bacillariophyta; Bacillariophyceae; Naviculales; Naviculaceae
Source: the annotation of a GenBank genome assembly
AUGCGGCUCUACGGAAUCGACCACUAUAACGCCUUGCGAGUGGCAGUCAGCCCAGAUGGCAAGCAUGUGUACGCCACUGUUGGAAAUGAGAUGUUUUACAUGAGCGGAGUGGCUCAUGAUGGUGGCUGGAAAGCCAUUCCGGGUGGAUUCAAGCAGGUCCAAGUAGGUGACAAUGGAAUUCUCUAUGGAGUUGACCAGUACAACAAUGCCUUCAAACGUGACCCCGGUAGCCUCAAGAGCACGUUCUUGAAGGGUGGGAAAAACAAGAGAUUCGUUGCUGCUAACGGCUUGGGCAAUCUAAUCUUCGCUUUGGACGAAGGGACCAACGCAGCUUCCCUCUUUCGUUUCUCAACCGGCCAUUGGGUUGGCGCAGUGAAUACACAAUUUGUGUCACGCACGCAGGGAUUUUGGAACUUUGCUCUCAACUAUGCUGGGUCAAUCUUUGCCGGCUGCAGUGCUGCGCAUCACAGCCAACUCUGGGGGCUCUAUCGGACCAAUUAUAACGGAUUCACCGAAUUUUCCAAUUUUUACCACAUUCCGCUUCCCGCUGGCGUCGAUGGUUGUCUCAAUGUUGCGAUUGGCAACUUUGAUGAUUUAUGGUUGGUGGACCGCAAGUACAAGCUCCACCGUGGCAAAAUGGGUAUGAUUUCAGGUCAACAGACCGCGACGACCUUCAACUGGGAAGUUUUGGAAGGCAUGAGGGUUUCGCAAGUGGCAGUUACAAAGGACGGUCAAGUGUAUGGAGUAACGUUGGACGGGCACGGGAUCCUCCACUGCCCCAAGGACAACCCAGCUACCGAUUUCGAAAGUCGUUGCGAGUACCUUCAUGGCCCGAAAGGAACCAUUCCCGACACGAGUUACGACUUUGACAUUCUCUAG